Nanorana parkeri is the source of this 547-nucleotide messenger RNA. It is a transcript of the gene LIN52, whose product is annotated as lin-52 DREAM MuvB core complex component. The coding region runs from base 65 to 547 and encodes 160 amino acids. The transcript is spliced from 5 exons. The record is from RefSeq and is a predicted model, not a curated record. Gene Ontology annotation, cellular component: DRM complex. Gene Ontology annotation, biological process: regulation of DNA-templated transcription. NCBI's taxonomy places the organism in Eukaryota, Metazoa, Chordata, Amphibia, Anura, Dicroglossidae.
GUGUGGUAAAAUGUCUGCUGGAUAGACCACGUGACUCAUCUCACGUGACCCGCUGCUUCAAAUAAUGGCGGCGGCAGCAGCAGAAGAUACAGAUCUGGAGACGUCUUUACUGAGCUUCGAGAAGCUGGACCGAGCGUCACCUGACUUGUGGCCGGAGCAACGUAAGUUGAACUUUGCGCUGCACCGAGAGCACUGCGGGACCUCCUUCCUCCUGGGGACCCCUCUACCAAUUGCAAGUUCCCCUCCCAAGUGGAUGGCCGAGCUGGAAAACGACGACAUCGAAAUGCUAUCAGAAUUGGGCAGUCUAACCAUCACUAAUCUCAUGGAGAAGGUUCGCGGGCUUCAGAAUUUGGCCUAUCAGUUGGGGCUUGAAGAGUGUGAGUACCUGUCAUGUUUGAGUGUUCUUUCGUCUCUAUACAGGGGAAGGGGACAGCAGAGAGAAGAGGACCUGUCAUCUCUGGUAACCCUGAUAACGGCAGAGAGAAGAGGACCUGUCAUCUCUUACGACCCCGAUGACGGCAGAGAGAAGAGGACCUGUCAUCUAUGA